Molecule: messenger RNA, 4032 nt
Organism: Phacochoerus africanus (Common warthog)
Lineage: Eukaryota; Metazoa; Chordata; Mammalia; Artiodactyla; Suidae
Gene: PMFBP1
Product: polyamine modulated factor 1 binding protein 1
Exons: 19
Coding region: 34-3171 (1045 amino acids)
Biological process (GO): spermatogenesis
Source: RefSeq, a predicted model, not a curated record
GGACUUUUUCAGGUUUAUAACAAAACUCAGAAAAUGCUAAAGCUUAAAGGAGAAUUGAGAGGUGCCAAGGAAAUGAAAGAUGAGGUGGGGGAGAGGGACAGAGAAGUGAGCAGCCUGAACAGCAAGCUCUUGAGCCUACAAGCUGACAUCAAGAAUCUACACGAUGUCUGCAAGAGACAGGGGAAGACCUUGCAGGAAAAUCAGCUCUGUGUGGAGGAGGCAAUGAUGAACAGCAGCCAUAAAAAGAAGCAAGCAUUAGCAUUCGAGGAGUCACACAUGAAGUUUGAACCCAAUAAACAGUGUCAUCUGAGACAACUCCAACAGCUCAGGAAAAAGUUGCUGGCCCUUCAACAAGAACUAGAGUUUCGCACCGAGGAGUUGCAGACUUCUUACUGUUCUCUCCUGCAGUAUCAGUCCGUUCUGGAGAAGCAGACUUCUGACCUCGUCAUUCUCCACCAUCACUGCAAAAUGAAAGAAGAUGAGGUGAUUCUCUACGAGGAGGAAAUGGAAAAUCAUAAUGAGAACGCAGGGGAGAAGCUCCAUUUGGCCCAGGAGCAACUUGCCUUGGCUGGGGAUAAGAUCGUCUCCCUAGAAAGGAGUUUAAACCUCUACAGAGAUAAAUACCAGACUUCCCUGAGCAACAUCGAGUUACUGGAGUGCCAAGUGAAAAUGCUGGAGGGGGAGCUCAGCGGGAUCGUCGGUCAGGAGACCGAGAACAAGGGUGAUCAUUCAAAGGUGCGUAUAUACACUUCUCCCUGCAUGAUUCAAGAGCAUCAGGAGACCCUGAAACGACUGUCUGAAGUCUGGCAAAAGGUCUCUGAACAGGAUGAUCUAAUACAGGAACUUCGAAACAAGCUAGCCUGCAGUAACGCUUUGGUUCUGGAGCGUGAAGAGGCUUUGAUAAAAUUACAGGCAGACUUUGCUUCCUAUACAGCCACACACCGACAUCCCCCUAGCUCCUCAGAAGAUUGUGAAGACAUCAAAAAGAUAUUGAAGCACUUACAGGAGCAGAAAGACAGCCAGUGCCUGCACGUGGAGGAGUACCAGAACCUCGUGAAGGACUUGCGCAUGGAGCUAGAAGCUGUGUCAGAACAGAAGAAAAACAUCAUGAAGGACAUGAUGAAGCUGGAGCUGGACCUUCAUGGGCUGCGGGAGGAGACAUCUGCCCACGUGGAAAGGAAGGAUAAGGAGGUCAUCAUCCUGCAACGGCGGCUGCAGGAGCUGCAGGUGCAGCUCACUGAGACCCAGAAGCUUGGUCUGAACAAAGACAAGCUCCUCCAAGAGAAAGAUGAAAUGCUGCACGAGCUAGAGAAGGAAAUGUCGCAAGUUCAGAACAACCUCGUGAAAAAGGAGAUGGAGUUGGAGAAGCAGCAGUGUGUGACCAGUGAACUCGAACUCUCCAUCCAGGAGGCGAAGCAGGAUAAGUGCAAGGCGGAGUACGGGCACCUGCGAGCCGAGAUCAAGAAGCUGAAGGACUGCCUGGAGGAUGCCGAGCAGCAGCAGAGGCUGGCUGGUGAGGCUCGGGCCACUCAGCAAGCAGUCCAGUAUAAAGAAGAGGCCACACAGGCAAAGGAUAACCUGGAGGAGUCCCAGAGGAAACUGCAAAGCUCCAUCUUCCUGGAGAAGCAGAGGACAGAGACCAUCCAGGAGCUCCAGAGAGAAAUUCAGAAGCUGCAGAAGGAUUCCUUGAUGGUUGAGGAGGAACUCACACCCAGCAGGAAACGGAUAGAGGAGCUGACAUUCGAACUCUCUGAGGCCUCGAGGAAGCUGGAAUGUUCAGAGAAGGAAAAGAGGCAGUUUCAGAAGACAGUGACUGACCAGGAUACAAAACUGAGUGAACUGCUAGAUCGUAUAAAUAUCGUUCAGCACCAGAACAGGGAGCAAGCCUCCUCCAGAUGCAGCCUCGAAGAACAGCUUCAGGAAGUAACCAGGUUGCUGGAGGAGAAACGGGAACAUUUGAAAAAGAGCAAAGAGCAAGAGACGAUAUUGGAAAAAGAGCUCGAGACAUUCCGACAGGAAGAAAGAAAGAAAGAAAAGACGGCAAAGGAGAAUCUGAGAAAGUUGGAGGAGGAAAAUGAGAACCUCGCAUUAAAGCUAAAGCAGUGUUCUACACAACUGGAUGCUGCUCUCUGCAGAGAAAGCACCACUCAAAAAAUCAACCAAGAGCUGAAUAGUAAGAUAACCACUCAGAAAGAGACCAUAGAGAGUUUGCAGAUUCAGCUGGACAAGGCUGCACAGAAAGAAAAGCAAUGCCUCCAGACCAUGGUCAGUAAAGAAGUCUAUGAGGAGUUAUGCCGGAAGUCAGCCACCUGCCAAGACGACCUAACACAUGCCCUGGAGAAGCUCAAUCAUUCCACCUCGGAGACAAAGAGUCUGCACCGAAGCUUGACCCAGGCCCAAGACAGGAAACUUCAGUUGGAAGAAGAAAUCGCUGCUUACGAGGAGAGGAUGAAAAAGCUUAACGUGGAAUUAAAAAAACUCCAGUGCUUCCAGCAGCAGAGUGAGAUAGAGGUGCAUGCCUUUGACAAGAAGCUGGAGGAGAUGAGCAACCAGGUGAUGCAGUGGCAGAAGCAGCACCAGAGCGACCUCAAGAUGCUGGCUGCUAAAGAGGAGCAGCUCAGAGCGUUCCAGGAGGAAAUGUCCGCCCUGAAGGAGAACCUCCUUGCGGACGAGAAGGAGCCCUGUUGCCUGCCCCAGCGGUCUGCACCCAAAGACACGUGCAGGCUGCACCAGGAGAAUGAUGAGAAGAUGUGCAACAUGGAGCAGUGGGCAAAAGAGCAGAAGAUUGCCAAUGAGAAACUAGGAAACAAGCUCCGUGAGCAGGUCAAAUAUAUCGCCAAGCUGACUGGUGAAAAGGACCAUCUCCACAAUGUAAUGGUCCAUCUGCAAAAGGAAAACAAGAAACUAAAGAAUGAAAUAGAGGAAAAGAAGCUGAAAGCCGGGCCCUCACGGGUAUAUACCAAAGCCCUAUGCCCCAACAAAACAGACCCCACACCAAGAGGGAAAGUGUAUGGCACCGUGGGCUGGAGAGGGAUCACCCAGGAUGUGAGCCAAAGAAUGGACAUCACCAAGUUUAUCGGGAUGCCCCACUGCUCAGGUACGUCCACCUCGUGGCUUUUGCUGCCUACUCUGAUGUUGUCUUUCUUAGUCCAAUGGGUCACAAAAACCUAGCAUGGUAUUCUUUUUUGAGAGACACUGGAUUGAACAUUCAAAUAGGGAAAAACAAACAAACAGCAUUUGCUCAUCUGCUCUGGACCAGAGACCAUUGUUUUCCCGUCUGUUAAGGAAGGAGGUAAAUGAACUAAGGCUCAUUCGGAUCCAAGAACCUUUGAUAAUACCCACGUUCCUCCUAUCUCAGACGCAUCCCUUCUCUUUGACCCAGACCCUUUGGGGAAGGUGGAGAUAAGAGGGGAACAGGCAAAAUAGGCAGCUUCCUCCCAUAAUGUGUUCUGGAAACCUCACAAGAAUGCCCCAGUGCCCUGCACAGCCUGGGGCUGUGGCUACCUUUUCUGCCACUUCUAGACCCCAUGUUACCCCUGAGGGAAGAAGUCACCUGUAACAGAGCUGCCUGGCAUGAAGCUAGUCCUUGAGGAAUCCCCUCAUUCAUUUCUCCUCAAAUCAAGACUGUCAUUUCCUCCCUGUUCCCUCAGGUUCCUCAUUUUGCUAGAAUCAGCGCCUUGCCCUGAGCAUCAUUACCACGCACGUUUUUCAGAGGACAGUGAGUUCCCAUUCCUCUCUCUUGACUUGGAUCAGCUCUUACGGGAAUAUGUCAAGGUCCCAGCCUAUUCUGCAAGAUGCUAACGUUUUAUUGAGUUUUGUCCACUUCCUGCAGUGAAGUGAGCAUACUACCAUCUCCAGGCCCAAACUCUAAAAUAAAGACAUGAGCACAGCAGUCUCAGUGAGCUCCUGGCGUCUUGCAGACACUUUUGCCCCCCUCAAGCCCCAGCAGUGUAUUCAUCCCUGUUUUCUCUGAAUUCUAAAACAUAUAGGGUCCUCUUCGGGAUAUAUAGGGUAGCUAUAAUUCCCAAAGCA